Molecule: messenger RNA, 2031 nt
Organism: Acanthopagrus latus (yellowfin seabream)
Lineage: Eukaryota; Metazoa; Chordata; Actinopteri; Spariformes; Sparidae
Gene: cartl
Product: cocaine- and amphetamine-regulated transcript-like
Exons: 5
Coding region: 1477-1800 (107 amino acids)
Biological process (GO): positive regulation of MAPK cascade; G protein-coupled receptor signaling pathway; adult feeding behavior
Molecular function (GO): neuropeptide hormone activity
Source: RefSeq, a predicted model, not a curated record
ACAAAGAAUUAGACUUUUAUUCUAAGAGCAGAGAGAUGAACGGAUGAACGCUGAAUUAUUCUGUACAUCCAGCUGUUUGUUAACUUCCUCCUGGUUGCACAAGGAGAGGAAAGUUUCCAUCCCGCUCCCCCGGCCUCUCCAAACGUCCCAACACUGAGGUGUUUUACAAAGGAAACUGCCUCAUUUAUGAGUCAUCUGUGUGGCCCGUUAACACAUGAGCUCAUUAUGGCUCUGGGCUGUAUGAUGUGGGCAUGCUUUUGUCUGUCAACAGCACACUUGUUCAUACGCUGCAAACAAAAAACAAUGCAGGGGAGUUGACGGGGCGAUUCCCACGAGAGCGGAGGGAGAGUGGAGCCGUGAUUCUGCCUGCAGAGCAAAGUUUCCCCCCGAAGAGGGUUUUUCUUUCCCCCAAUUAUGGAGCGAGGAGCGAGGGGGGGAUGGGGGACCAGAGGGCGCGGGAUACAAAGAGGCCCCAUUUCAGGCUCCUGUCAGAUCUGAGGUGGGACCGUUGAUCACAGGCCACUUCAUCAACAGGUAAAGCCUGAUCUCAACAAAAACUGAGACUGAAGGAGCCGCGAGAGGCUCCAGUUUCUGCCUGAUUCAUGAAAAUAUAUCAGCAAAGCAAAACCACCUUCUGGUUCCAUAACUGAUGGAUUACAAGAGUUUAAACAUGUGUUGUGCAAAGUCCACAUGAACCAUGGAGACAUUUACUUCAAACUCUGAUCCUAAACACUGCAGAAGCUCCAUGUGAGUCAUCCAGGGGCGGUGGUUCAGGUCUCAGGUCUCAGAUCUCAAACUUACAAACUCGUCACAGUGUGUCCUGUUCUAACACGUCUCACAAGUCACCAUAUGGACAGGAUGAGCUGACAUGAGCGCAGAGAAUAAAGCGCAGAGAGCGCAGAGAGCGCAGGCCUCCUCCCUCCGCUCUCUGCGCUAAACUACUAGAACAACGCGGAAGUCAUAAUUAAGCUGUAAGCAUGCUGUCACAAAUAAGAGCCCCAGCAGGCUGAGAGCGCUUUCUACAAAUCUACUCAGACUUUUUUUUCUGAAGUUCGGGGGCGUCUUGCAGGAGCAGGAUCUGAGCCGAGCUGAGGUCCCGGAGCUGCCCAGGAGCCUCUGAGCAGAGAGGAAACCCCCCGGCAGCUCCAGGUUCAGGCACACGGACCACCUGGUCGGAGUCAGAACAACGUGCUGGUCUGGAUCAAACACCUGUAGUGACGGAGGGAAAAGUCUCCAGAAACUGGGAGUGAGUCCUGCAGCCUGACGUCCCCGCACACAGCCGUCACCCUCCCGCAUGUUCCCUCCCGCAGCGGCCCGGUCUCCUCCCGGGCGGGGCUUCAUGAGUCCAUAUAAGAGCGGAGGAGGUCCGGUGGGUGGAGGGAGAAUCUCCUGUGGACCUGCUGCGACCCUCUGCUCCUCCACUCCUGACCUGCUGCCUCCUCCUCCUCCUCCUCCACCUCCUCCUCCUCCAGCACCAUGGAUAGCUCCGGGCUGCUCCGCGGGCUGCUGCUCGUCGGCCUGCUGUGCGUCCUGUGUGACGGACAGACGUCCCAGGAAGUGUCCGCGGAGGACUUUGGAGCGGACAAACCGGAACCAGCUGCAGACAGAGACCUGGUGGAGGCGUUGGAGGCUCUGCUGGGCAGGAUGCACAGUCGGACCGGCUCCACCGAGAAGAGAGGAAGCAUCCAGCUGUGUGGGAUGGGCGACCGCUGCGCCAUGAAGUUCGGGCCUCGCAUCGGGAAGCUGUGCGACUGCGGCCGAGGAGCCAACUGCAACUCCUACCUGCUGAAGUGCAUCUGAGGAGCUUUUUUAUCCUUUUUCACAAUCACAGCGUCACUUCUGCAGGACAGCCGACAUCCUUCACGAAGGCUCAGCAGCUUCCACAGACUGUCACAGACCGACGCCACGCCUCCGAUUUCAUUAUUUAUAUCUGUUAUGCAUCGUUGCCUGAGGAUGAGCAUGGGGUUUUUUUGUAUUUCUGACCAUUUACUGUUGUUGCAUGUUAAUGUUUCAUGUUCAAUAAAGACAUUU